CUUCGUUCAUACAAGUCUGUGGCAUUGAUUGACUUCCUGAAUGCUAAACUUGGUCCAUAAAGAAAGGAAUGGAUGCACCAAAGGAUCAUCAAAAUGUUGCAACCAUAGAUGUCCAUGCUGCCAAAGAUCUUCUCAAUUCAUCUGGUUAUCGUUAUCUGGAUGUUAGGUCAGUAGAGGAAUUCAACAAAAGCCAUGUUGAGAAUGCUCUUAAUGUCCCCUAUAUGUUCAUCACAGAAGCUGGACGGGUGAAAAAUCCAGAUUUUGUUGACCAAGUGGCAGCAAUAUGCAAGAAUGAGGAUCAUUUAAUUGUGGCUUGCAAUAGUGGAGGAAGAUCACUCCGAGCCUCCGUUGAUCUGCUUGAUUCAGGAUUUAAACAAAUUGUUAACAUGGGAGGAGGCUACUCUGCGUGGGUGGAUGCUGGAUUUGCCGGGAACAAUCCGGGAGAAGAGAUCAAAACUAGUUGCAAGUUCCGUCCAAGCGCAAUCCACUGAACACCGUAGCAUCUAACAUCUUCCGCUUGUUCCUUCCUUCUCCAAUUUCAUGAAUAAAGUCCAAUGUUUUUAUUAUUUGGCUAAAACCCUAUUUUAGUCCCUUAUAAUUUUUUUUU
Messenger RNA from Cajanus cajan (pigeon pea), 607 nucleotides. Its product is annotated as Rhodanese/Cell cycle control phosphatase superfamily protein. NCBI's taxonomy places the organism in Eukaryota, Viridiplantae, Streptophyta, Magnoliopsida, Fabales, Fabaceae. The record is from RefSeq and is a predicted model, not a curated record. Gene Ontology annotation, molecular function: catalytic activity.